AUGGUAAAAGUCAAUGCCAAGAACGAUGGUGCCCUCUCGCGGCAUUGCAGGAGCUGCAUCUGGUUAAGGAUGACCCGCCAUUCAGCUUUUAUAACCGUGCCGGAAGGACGAUCAGCAGGACUAACAUUCUGGUCAUUUUUUGUGUUUGAUGCAACUGCACUAACAGUUCUCGUGUCGAUAGAGACGCUGGAGCAGUUCCUUGUCAAGGUCGGCGUGGUCCGAGGAUCUAGCACCGGCGGCCAGGCACCUGUGCCAGUCGGCUUAGUCCAUGGACAGAUGAACCCCGCGCAGCAGGAGCACCAGCUUGGCCGAAUGAUGUACCCGAUGGCACUAGCCAACAUCAUGUUCCAGGUGAUGGGCGACGACAUGGGGUUUGUCCCCAACGGGUACGUAGUGAUUUUCGUGGUGCCGCCAUCACCACCUCGUCAAGGCAGUGUGGGUAUUGUGAGCCACGGGUUGUCGGACGGGAGGAGCGCCAUGACUAAAGCUGACAUGAUGAACUACAUGGGCGACAGAGCGAUGAUGGAGAACGGCGGCGCCCGGAAACACGGUGCCCCGGAUGAUCAGUCCUGCAAGAGGAGUAUCGAGCGUUGCCACCGCCGCAUGAUCAAGAACCGCGAGUCAGCCACACGAUCGUGUGCCAGGAAGCAGGCUUAUACCGUGGAGCUUGAAGCUGAACUGAACCACCUCAAGGAGGAGAAUGCACGUCUGAAAGCUGAGGAGAAGAAAAUUCUGCUGACCAAGAAACAAAUGCUGGUGGAGAAGAUGAUAGAACAGUCCAAGGAGAACGUGAACGCCAAGAAGGGCGGCACCCUCUCACGGUGCUGCGGCAACUGCAUCUGGUAUAUGGGUUUGUCAGAACUUCAGACAAAUGGAACAAAAGAAAACUAG
This is a messenger RNA of Triticum dicoccoides, 891 nucleotides long. RefSeq names its product bZIP transcription factor ABI5 homolog. The transcript has 6 exons. Gene Ontology annotation, biological process: positive regulation of DNA-templated transcription. Lineage: Eukaryota; Viridiplantae; Streptophyta; Magnoliopsida; Poales; Poaceae. The coding region runs from base 1 to 891 and encodes 296 amino acids. Gene Ontology annotation, cellular component: nucleus. The record is from RefSeq and is a predicted model, not a curated record. Gene Ontology annotation, molecular function: DNA-binding transcription factor activity.